Messenger RNA from Molossus molossus (Pallas's mastiff bat), 3788 nucleotides. RefSeq names its product transglutaminase 2 (gene TGM2). NCBI's taxonomy places the organism in Eukaryota, Metazoa, Chordata, Mammalia, Chiroptera, Molossidae. Gene Ontology annotation, biological process: peptide cross-linking. The transcript has 13 exons. Bases 87 to 2147 code for a protein of 686 amino acids. The record is from RefSeq and is a predicted model, not a curated record. Gene Ontology annotation, molecular function: protein-glutamine gamma-glutamyltransferase activity.
CCACAGUGCCGGCUGCCAGUGGUCUGCACUUGGAGGGUUCUGCCACCAGUCCGAGGAGACAGAGGAGACACUGCCACCACCUGACCAUGGUUGAGGAACUGUCUCUGGAGAGAUGGGACCUGGAGCUGGAGGCCAAUGGCCGUGACCACCACACGGCUGACCUGUGCCGGGGGAGGCUGGUGGUGCGGCGGGGCCAGCCCUUCCGGCUAACGCUGCACUUCGAGAGCAGGAGCUACGAGGCCAGUGUGGACCGCCUCACCUUCACUGUCGCGACUGGCCCAGCCCCCAGCGAGGAGGCCGGGACCAAGGCCCGCUUCCCACUGUCGGACGCCGUGGAGGAGGACGCGUGGAUGGCCUCGGUGGUAGACCAGCAGAACAACACACUCUCGCUGCAGCUCAGCGCCCCGGCUCAUGCCCCCAUCGGCCUGUACCGCCUCAGCCUGGAGACCUCCACUGGCUACCAGGGCUCCAGCUUCAUGCUGGGCCACUUCACCCUGCUCUUCAACACCUGGUGCCCAGCGGAUGCUGUGUACCUGGACUCGGAGGAGGAGCGGCAGGAGUACGUCCUCGCCCAGCAGGGCUUCAUCUACCAGGGCUCGGCCAAGUUCAUCAGGAGUAUACCCUGGAACUUUGGGCAGUUUGAAGACGAGAUCCUGGACAUCUGCCUGAUGCUCCUGGACGCCAACCCCAAGUUCCUGAAGAACGGCGGCCGUGACUGUUCCCGCCGCAGCCGCCCCGUCUAUGUAUGCCGGGUGGUGAGCGCCAUGGUCAACUGCAAUGAUGACCAGGGUGUGUUGCUGGGGCGCUGGGACAGCAACUACGCGGAUGGCAUCAGCCCCAUGUUCUGGAUCGGCAGUGUGGACAUCCUGCGGCGCUGGAAGAACGGCUUACAGAAGGUCAAGUACGGCCAGUGCUGGGUCUUCGCUGCUGUGGCCUGCACAGUGCUGCGGUGCCUGGGCAUCCCCACCCGCGUCGUGACCAACUAUAACUCGGCCCAUGACCAGAACAGCAACCUCCUCAUCGAGUACUUCCGUAACGAGUUUGGGGAGUUCGAGUCCAACAAGAGCGAGAUGAUCUGGAACUUCCACUGCUGGGUGGAGUCAUGGAUGACCAGGCCGGACCUGCAGCCGGGGUACGAGGGGUGGCAGGCCCUCGACCCCACGCCCCAGGAGAAGAGUGAAGGGACAUACUGCUGUGGCCCAGUUCCAGUCCGUGCCAUCAAGGAGGGCGACCUGAACCCCAAGUACGACGCGCCUUUUGUCUUUGCUGAGGUUAAUGCUGACGUGGUGGAAUGGAUCCGGCAGGAGGAUGGGUCCAUGCAUAAGUCCGUCAACCAGUCCCUGGUCGUGGGGCUGAAGAUCAGCACUAAGAGUGUGGGCCGUGACGAGCGGGAGGACAUCACCCACACCUAUAAGUACCCGGAGGGGUCCCCACAGGAGAGGGAAGCCUUCCAGAGGGCCAACCACCUGAACAAGCUGGCUGAUAAAGAGGAGACAGGGGUGGCCAUGCGGAUUCGUGUGGCUCGGAGUAUGAAAAUGGGCAGCGACUUUGACGUCUUUGCCCACAUCACCAACAACACCGACGAGGACCAUGCCUGCCGCCUCCUGCUCUGUGCCCGCACUGUCAGCUACAACGGGAUCCUAGGGCCCAUGUGUGGCAUCAAGGAAGUGCUAGAUCUUACCCUGGAGCCCUCUUCCGAGCAGAGCAUUCCCCUUCCUAUCCUCUACGAGAAGUACUGUGACUACCUGACGGAGUCAAACCUCAUCAAGGUGCGAGGCCUCCUCAUCGAGCCAGCUGCCAACAGCUACCUGCUGGCCGAGAGGGACAUCUAUCUGGAGAAUCCCGAAAUCAAGAUCCGGAUCCUGGGAGAACCCAAGCAGAACCGCAAGCUGGUGGCUGAGGUGUCGCUGCAGAACCCACUGACCGUCCCCCUGGAAGGCUGCAGCUUCACUGUGGAGGGUGCUGGUCUGAUCGAGGGACAGAAGACCGAGGAGCUCCCAGACCCCGUGGAGUCGGGGGAGGAAGUCAAGGUCAGAGUGAACCUGCUGCCUGUCCUCGUGGGCCGCCACAAGCUGGUGGUCAACUUUGAGAGCAAUAAGCUAAAGGCCGUGAAGGGCUACCGGAACGUCAUCAUCGGCCCUCCCUAAGGGGCGCCGUGCCCAUCUCCACGUCAGCAGCUGAGAGCCCCCAGCUGGACCCCCGUCUUUAUCCCAAGCUAGUGAGGAAACCUUGACCCUCCUUGGGCCCCAGACCCAUCUUGUCCCUGCACCUGGUUUCCCACCCCCUUACCUGUGAGCAAUGCUCUGUGCCUCCACAGUGGGAGUCCUGACCUCGGUUGACUGGGCUUGUGAUGGGGGAGAAGGGACCCACACCUCCCCCUCCAGCCCAGAUGCCAUCUGGAAAGCAGCUCAUCACCCACCAUAUUGUUUGAUCUAUUCCAUAGUCCCUUGGAACAAAAAAGACACAGUGUGCCCAUUGGCCGGAUCAAGGAACUCAGCACCCUGAUGUGUCCCGUGCCCCUUCCCCAGACUAUGCCCAGGUCCCGGGGGCCUUGGGGUAGCCAGCGUGGGUGGGGAUGGAUGGGGAGGGGCCCAGGUAUAGGCCAGGCUUGAGCUCCUCCCACAUCCCAGAAGCUCUGGCCCCAGUCCCCACGCUCCUCACUUUUGUGAAGCACCUACUGUGUGCCAGGUCCUCCCGUACUUGCCGGUAGUCCCAGAGCCACCAGCCCGUGUCAUCGCCGCAAGAACUGUGCAGUGUGGGAGCUGCUUUCUCAGUGCGGAGACUGAGUCUCAGAGAAGGGAGGUGGCCCCCUCUGCACAGGUGGGCUUGUGGCUCUUCAAAAGGUCGGGUAAGGUAAAGGCAUGGAAACAGAGCACAGGCCUUCCGACUCCGAGUCCAGCCCUGUUCAUGACACCAGCCUGGCCUGAGAAUGUCAGGGGCCAUCUGGGACCUGAUCAAAAAGGACCCAGCUGCGGCGAGGAAGUGGGAAAGGAUUGGAAGAGGGCAGAGCCCAGGUCUGGCCAGCCACUGCCUCGUCUCUGAGCCUUGGUGUCCUCGCUGGUCAGUGGCGUGGCUGAACCAGCUGGUCUCCAAAGCCCUCUCGGCUCUGCACUCCUGAUGCCCUGCCUGGCCCAGCCUUGUGAACAACAGCAAGUCCUACUGGCUGGCUCCACAGAGCCUCAGGCCACAUGCCCAGGGUAUUUCGAAGCGUGAAACCAUGACCAGGACCACUGUUCUUCCCCCAGCCCUAUCCAGGCCCCACCCCUGUGCCCAGGCACCUUCCAUCAGACCCCAGUUCCAAGGGAAAAGAGCCCCGGAGGCCCCUGUCCUACCCACGAGCCUACACACCGCCAUGCCUAGACUUCACAACAGCCUUAGCUGCCUGUGCUGCUCACCAGCCAACAGGGCCAGCACCUCAGCCAUCCCCUCUUUGCAGGCCCUGGAACACAGCCCAGAGAGCUUAUGAGCUGUCAUCUCUGGCUUACUCGCCUCUCCCCCUGACCAGGCCUCCCUAAGGCUGGACGAGGGAAAGGGGGGGCAUUUUCCAUCUGGAUUGGAGUCAGAGCCUCCAGGGCUCCCAAAAGCCCAGAGAGGGCUUUGGGGAAAGUCACGCUGAUGCACUUAGAACUUGCUGCUUUGUACAGGGAAGAAUCACAAAGUGAGCUGGCAAAUCUGUUCUCUGUAAACAUUGCUGUUUCUGUAUGGUUUUAUAAAUGCUCUUGGGUUCCAGUCAGGCAGUAGAUAGGCUUUUGAGCCACAGGGAGCGAGCACUGAAAUAAAAGUUUAUU